This is a messenger RNA of Colletotrichum costaricense, 258 nucleotides long. RefSeq lists its product as uncharacterized. NCBI's taxonomy places the organism in Eukaryota, Fungi, Ascomycota, Sordariomycetes, Glomerellales, Glomerellaceae. The record is from RefSeq and is a predicted model, not a curated record. The coding region runs from base 1 to 258 and encodes 85 amino acids. The transcript has a single exon.
AUGACCCUCUUGCAGAUGCAUCCAUUGGAUCAUGAGGUAACUUGGUAUAACGCCCAGUAUCAGUACCGAGUAUGGCGAGGUAAAGAACCCCGGUGUCGCUGCCGGUACCGCUUUGAGAAACCGCGGUCCCGCCCGGACUCUUCGCCAUCACUCUUCAGGGUCAAGUGGGAACUGAGAAAAGAGCUUUUCCAUGGCAUGGCAGGGAAUAGGCACGUAGGGACGUUUGAAGGUGUCAAGUCCGAGAGCCCUAAACGGUAA